AUGCGCAAAUUUGUGUUACUAGGCGCGCUCUUUGGCAGCCGAGUGUCGGCGACGUGCUAUUACCCCAACGGUAUCAACGCAGCAAAAGACUACAAGUACGAACCAUGCGGUAACUCAACCACGACGUACUCCACAUGCUGCUACUUUGGCAAGGGCGACAAAUGUUUGGCAAACGGCUUGUGCAACCAGCCGGGAAAAUACGACUACCGCGCUGCUUGUCAGAACAAAGACUGGUCCAAUUGUCCAGAGGUUUGCAUGGACACGGAAUCUGGCACUUGGUUUCCACUGCAGACGUGCGGAAAGAAUAAAUACUGCUGUCCUCCAGCAGACGGAAGCGACUGUUGCGACAGCGGCGCCGAAAUCUAUACCCUCAAAGCACCCGAUCCCAAGUCCAGCACGAAGACGAGCGAUGCGACGAGUACUUUCCAAAGCGUGAUUCGCACGACCAUCGUACAAACCCCAACCUUGACAGCAAAUCGAGGGGAUAGCUCAGUCAAGAAGUCUUCUACGCCUGCGAUUGUCGGAGGUACAGUCGGCGGUGUUUCGUUCAUCGGGUUCUUAUUCCUUGGAGUCUUCUGCGUUUACAAGCGGCGCGAUAGACCUUCUACUCCGCACACGACUGCAGUGACUCCCGAGAAGAAGGAUGAUGCUUCAAGCGGCAAAGGCAACGCCACGGUUGAGGUCUUGCCUCAGAUCGGCGUUGCGGAAGCUGAGGGAACAGAGGGUAACAGGUACACCGAAGUUGACUCACGAGCUGUCAAUGGUGCCCGUCCUCCACUGGCGUACCCUGAAGAUGAUGGAAUGCCACAACCCGCUGAUGUGACACUACCUCAGCAACCAUAUCCGGAGAACGAUAGCAUGCCGCAAGCCGGAAGACCAGGGCAUGGUUCUCGGGGACAGGCAAUGAGAAGGGCAGGGAAUACUUCAACGGAAGCAGAUUCUAACCCAAUCUUGCAUGCUGACUCGAAUCCCAUUUUGCACGCCGACUCCAGUCCCGUUUUCCAUGCCGAUUCAAAUCCCAUUUUACAGGCUGAUUCAAAUCCUAUCAAUGAAGCGCCUGAUGAUGCUUGGAUCAGGCCUCGUGUUAUGACCAUUCCCAAGAGCUCGCCGCAUGAACUCCCAUAG
Fusarium fujikuroi IMI 58289 is the source of this 1125-nucleotide messenger RNA. RefSeq lists its product as uncharacterized. The record is from RefSeq and is a predicted model, not a curated record. The transcript is spliced from 2 exons. Bases 1 to 1125 code for a protein of 374 amino acids. Lineage: Eukaryota; Fungi; Ascomycota; Sordariomycetes; Hypocreales; Nectriaceae.